UUACCGGAACGCCUAUUUAAAAUCUCUGAGUACGAAGCGGCCAUGUCUCGACGUCCUUCAGUUCAGUUAACCGACUGACAACUGACAAACCAGCUAAAAGAGAAAGUUACACAGUUGCUCCCUAGUGACUCAAUUGUUAUAAAGGAGUUACUCAUGGAUGACCAGGAUGUUCUUCGUGAACUGUGUUUUGGGUUGAAGUUUGAUUUCAAACGAUUCCCUGAAGAUGCCAAAAAAUUGAAAUUGGUGAAAUCUGAAAAGAUUGAUAACACAAACACUGCAAAAGAUUAUGCACCACAUCUAAAUUUUUUCAAAAAUAAAACUUCAGACCCAAAUAAGAAAACAACAAAUGGAAGAGGCAUUGAAACCUAUUCUAAUAAGCUGGGUGAUACACAUGAAGAAAAUAAUUUCCGAAAAUUGCACAAAAUUUUCAUAGAGGGUACUGAUGUGCCUGAUUUACUUGAAAAUUUUCAACAAUUAAUUUCGGUGUUCAACUUGAAUCAGGACAUGUUGGAGGCUAUUGAACAAAACAUGAAAUUCUCUAUUCCAACUCCUAUACAAAUGCAGGCUAUUACUGCGAUGUUGCAUAGAAGAGAAGUGCUUGCUUGCGCUCCAACUGGUUCAGGGAAAACCCUUGCCUUUCUGAUUCCUUUGAUUGCUCAUAUUAUGGGGAAAAGCGUUGGUGAUUGUAAUACAAGGGUUAAAAAAGGAAAGCGGACUUUGAAAGGAUUGGUCGUUUCUCCAACACGAGAACUCGCAACACAGACAUUGAAUGUUUGUAAGCAACUUAUAACCCCUAUCUCCAGUAAUGUAGACCAAUUAAUGAAAGUACAGAUUCUUGACAAAGCAACUAUGAAAAAAUUCCAAACUGCUGGUGCAAAACAUCGCGACAAAUAUGACAUACUGAUUUCGACACCAAACAGACUGGUUCAUCUAUUGACACAUGAUCCUCCCCUAAUUAGCUUGGAAAGUAUUGAAUGGUUGAUUGUUGAUGAAUCAGAUAAACUAUUCGAAGAAGGAAAUACAAGUGGCUUCAGAGAACAACUUGGAACAAUUUACAGUGCUUGUACUUCACCGAGAAUCCGUCGUGCUAUGUUUAGUGCUACCUUUGCAUUUGAUGUUCAACAAUGGUGCCAUCUGAAUAUGGACAGUGUUAUACAGAUUACUGUGGGAGGAAAGAACACUGCUGUAAAGUCGGUUGAUCAAAGAUUACUUUUUACUGGAAACGAACGAGGAAAAUUAAUAGCUUUAAGAGACUUGUUUCGACAAGGUUUCAAACCACCUGUACUGAUUUUUGUACAAUCGAAAGAACGAGCAAAGCAGUUGUUUGCUGAAUUAAUUUAUGAUGGUAUGAAUGUGGAUGCAAUACAUGCAGACCGGACUCAGCUGCAGAGAGAAAAUGCAGUCAAGGCUCUCCGGUCAGGCUCAACAUGGAUACUAAUAUGUACAGAAUUACUUGGAAGGGGCAUUGAUUUCAAAGGAGUUAAUCUUGUUGUAAAUUAUGACUUUCCUACUAGUGCAAUUAGCUAUAUCCAUCGUAUUGGUCGGACUGGGCGAGCAGGACGUAAAGGGGAAGCUGUAACGUUUUUCACUGAAAAUGACAAAAUAUUAUUGCGCUCUAUUGCCAAUGUUAUAAAAGAAGCCGGGUGUCCCAUACCCGAGUAUAUGCUCAAGAUGAAGAAAAUGGCAAAAGAUGAACGUAAAAAGAUGGCAAAGACCAAAAUUACCAGAGACACGAUUCGCACAACACCGAAAGAUAUUUUGAACAGAAAAAGGAAAAAUAAAGACUCCAAAACUGAAACAGACAAUAAAGAUACACCACAAGGCAAAGGCCCCAAGACCAAGAAAUUGAGGAAAAGUAGUAUACAACAUAAAUCAAAAGAAAAUCCAAAAAAGCUUUGAUAUGUCUUCAAAUUGGCUUUGCUCAUUUAACAAACGAGGACAAUUUAUCUGAGGGUGAGGUCUCUUCAGAGAAUUAUUUUACACAAAACGAUCCAGGAUUGAAACCCAAUGCACCAAGUGCAGUGUUCAGCUAUGAAACUAGCUUUUUGUCCUAGAGCGGUAUAUUUUCCCGCGUUGUGUGAGUAAUAAAACAGGGUACAGUAUAUUUAUUAUGAGAGAUCCAUUAAAUUACUAUCUCCGAAAUACUUAGUUCUAAAUUGGUUUAUGUCAUACCGGUAGUGAAACUUUAUUAAAACUCAAUAUGUUCAUUAGACAGUGUUACAAAUCUAAGAGCCGCUCAAAAUAAUUUCUUGAUAAACAUAGUGCUUUACUUGGAGACGAGUUGAACUUACAUACACACGACGUAAUUGUUCGUCUUGUGUGUGGAGAUGUGGUUUCUGACAAAGACUGCGAUGUUUCCUCUACUAAUCGAAAAUUUCAAUACUGUGCUCUGCACAUCACAGCAUUUUGUUAAACGAACUUACACAUUUGUACGUGAGAGGUGAAGCUAGAAAAAUUGGUGAAUGGCAAGCUACGUAUCUCAUAUAGAUCAGU
Messenger RNA from Styela clava, 2493 nucleotides. The record is from RefSeq and is a predicted model, not a curated record. NCBI's taxonomy places the organism in Eukaryota, Metazoa, Chordata, Ascidiacea, Stolidobranchia, Styelidae.